Molecule: messenger RNA, 10750 nt
Organism: Ahaetulla prasina
Lineage: Eukaryota; Metazoa; Chordata; Lepidosauria; Squamata; Colubridae
Exons: 4
Coding region: 8246-9604 (452 amino acids)
Biological process (GO): DNA integration
Molecular function (GO): nucleic acid binding
Source: RefSeq, a predicted model, not a curated record
GCGACAUCCGUAGCAGAAAUGGAAGUUUGCGCAUGCGCAUUGACUACAUCACCUUGCGUUCGAAGGUUGGGAAUACGGCGCUGUCGGAUUGAUAAGUGUUGUGAGCAGGGGAAGAGAAAAUCGCCCACUCCUGAAAUAGCUGUAGAUAAAACUCUAAAGUUGUCAGUGCCAGCCUAGCAAAUGUUCAGCUGUUAAAUGUUGAAGAGAAGGCGCAACUGCCAUCACUAUGUGAUGGCAUUCGUAAAGGCUCAGUUCGGUUCCCAGCUAGGUUGCCAGCUGAUUUUGAGUAUAUCCACGUAUCUUUCUAGGAAACAGCAGAGAAACCCUUUGAUAUUUGCCUUCCUCCAGGAUUUUCAAAAGUUAAAGUUGACAAUAGUUAUGCCUUCCCUGGUUGCCAGUCUGCUUCUGAAUUCAAUUCAAAUGGCUGUUUUUGACCUCUAAAACUCUUCAUUGCAUGGGGCCAGAUUAUUUCAGAGACCACCUCUCCCCAAUUACAUCUGCUUGUCUCAUUAGAUCAGGCAAAAAAAAGAGACAUUUUAUGGAUCCCAUUCCUCAGGGAAUUGUAUUUGAUAGGCCCAAGGAAGCAACCCUUCUCUGCCAUUGAAGCCACCUUUUGGAACAUUCUCUUUCCAGAAGUGGUAUCACUUCCAUCUCCUUUAUUUUUCAGAAGUCCCUCAAGCCCUGGUUUUGUCAUCAGACCUGGGGGUUUUAGGGGCCAGUGAGAUCUUGAGGUCAUUCUAUUGCUAAUGAAACCUCAUGUUUUGUUUUGUUUUGAAGUAUGACAGUGUUUAACAUAUUGAUCCGUUUUACAUUUUUUACAAAUGUAAGAGUUACUUCUUGUGAGAUGGGUGAUAUAUAGAUUUGAUAAAUCUACAUAGGUGUGCGAGAAUCUAUAACUAUAGAUCUGGCUAAAUCAGUAUUAAUAAAUUUAUACCAUAAAACAAGACUAGGCCGUAUCCAUGUAAUUUAGUUCAAAGUGUCUCCCAAAAGUUAGUAAUAAAAUCACCAGUCUUGGCAGCAUCUCUGAUUAGAAGUCAGAUUUUUAAUAGUUUGAAUGAAAUAAAUCCCUGUGUAGCCAUUUAAUAAUACUUGCUGUGAAAAUGUGAAUGUAAAUGUGAUAGGGACAAGUAAUCUGAUACUUAUUAGGUGUUUUGGUUUAAACCCUCAUUAAAUCCCACCAGUAUGGCUGGUGAUCCAGAAUUAUGGGAAUUGUAAUUCAAUUCACAUAGAUACCAGCAUAACUGGUAUAUCAUGUUCUUAUAAUUCAAUAAUAGGCAGUUCAGAAUAUAGGUCAGUUUGGAGCCGUGUCAUGUGAGGAGGUCAGAAUCUAAUACUAAACUAAUGGGACUAGUUAGGUAGUUGCCAAUAGUCCACACAGACUCAUAAUUCAGAAGUAAAAAAAAGAUAUAUAAUGCAUGAUAAAAAAAUCAUAAUUCAGAAAUUAAAAAAAGAUAUAUAAUUCAUGAACCAAUACUUGGUUUAAGCAGUCCUCCAUUAUGAAUUCCCAGAAAUAAAUUUACUGAAAUAUAGAAAUGUUAGAAUUUCAGACUACUGAAUAUUACAUUUAUUUUUCCAAACUUUUGGAUCAAAUAUCCUAUCAUACAACACAAUAUCCUUUACAGUAUCCUUUAUGCAAUUUAAUGUAUAAAAUAAUUUUGGAAGGAGCCACAGUAGCAAAAGUUUCCUCUCUUGCACUCAACCUGUCUUUUGAGCAUUACAUUUUUAAAAAGACGAUUCAUUUUUUUAAAAAAGUUGCAUAGGUGUCCAAUAGACAUGAAAUAAUAUUGUCACAAUAAAUGCCCAAAUAAUCUUCUAUUGAUAAUCAUGGGACACAGUGUUCCAGUUCCUUGUUUCAGAAGCUCUCAAAAUUUGCAAAUGCUUGACCUCCCAAAAUGAUAGGAUCUUCCACCUCACAUAAAACCAAUUAUUUUGCUAAGGUUAGGAGUGAACAUGCAAUAAAUUCACCACUCAUCCUCAGUAGAUAAACUUCAAGAAGUUUGAAAGAACAAAUGUAUUGAAAAUGUUUUAUAAAAAAAUUCUGUCCAAAAAUUUGCUAAAUCGGAGGUCGGGAAAGGAAGCUUUAGAAAAUCAGUUCCUGGCAUUUAUGAGCCAGGAAGAGUAGGUCUAGUAAAUAUGUAUUUAUCUUAUUUUUAUUUAGGAGCUCUCUUCUCAGUAAGAGUGAAUGCUGUCGCUAAUCUCCUCCUGCUCUACCAUUGACAGCACCUCCACAAAUCCGCCAUCAUCUUUACAAACUUCUUUCUCCCAGCGGACAGGCCAAAAAGCAAUUACAGAGGAACAUUUCGGGUUACAUGGGAAGUAGGAAAACUUAAGAAUUACUUCCGGAGCAGUUGAGGGAGGGCAGGGACAUAGAAAUUGUGCCUGUGCAUUGACUCAAUCUCCUUUUUUGAUCUUGAAUUGGAAACCGGGCCUGCUAUUAGAUGGUGCUAUUGUAUGUUUUGGAUCGAACAGGAGUACUGUAGUUUGGUGGGGGUGGGGUUCAUGGAAAUCGCUUAUAGGUAGGAAUGUAAAUUUGUCAGCAUCAAAUUAGUAACUUUCCUUAGGUUUUUUUUGUUUUGUUUUGUUUUCAGCAUCAUGGGCCAGGUGUUUCCAUCCUUACCUGGCUUUUGUGGCCCUUGUUUUAAGUGUUGUACAAAGAAAGCUUGGUUCACUCAUUUCAUAAAGUAAGCCAAUGAACAUGCAGUGGGUUAUCUUUCACUGUUAAUAUUAUAAACUACCUUUUCAGACUGCUGGUGGAUUAGUAACAAUCGUCCACAACACCUCCCUCUGUACAGUUCCAUCUUCACAUUCCAGGAGAGAGCCAAAGGGAGAGGUAUGGCCGCGAAGGGAUGCCUGUCUAGUGAUCCGGGGCUGGAAGCGGCAGGCCAUGAAAAAAAAGAAGGAGCGAAGGUUGGAAAAGAAAGAAGAGAAGCGCCGGGUGGCAGUGUCGGCAGCAUCUCCUCGCAGGGCUCCUUCCUCCUUCUCUCUGAUUGAACUCAGAAACUGUAAUGUAAGGCCCAACAAUGUUUUUUUUAAAGAAUACCUCCCACAUCCCCCUAAAACCAGUAAAUCCUAAUCUUACCCCCAUUGCAUCUCAACUCAGCUAAUCCCACUCUGGCCAUUGAACGUUGUCCACUUCUGAAUACUGUAUGACACCAAUCAUCUAGUAAAUGAAUGAGUUUGAUUCCAUCAUGAUGCCUCAGUAUAACAUAGCACACAAGAUGGUUGUGAGAAAUUAGUUUGGAGGAAGAGGUACAAUCCGUGGGGCGGUACACCCUUCCUUUUAAUGUGUAGUGAAAUUCUCCCUUAUUUUUUGCACUCUGAAUAAUAAUAAUAUAGCACUGUUAGCUUCAUUUUAAAUAUCAAAAGGGUUUUGUGGCUCCCAGUAUUUUAUUUUCUGUGUGAAAUGGGUCCAAAUGGAGUAUUUAAGGUUGCUGACCACUGCAUUAGGACAAAAAAAUCAGUGAUGUUGACUUGGCCCUGCCCACACAGUCACAUGACCACCAAGCCAUGAUCACCAAACAAGCCAAGCCCACAGAACUGGUAGUAAAAAAAUUUGAAACCCACUACUGAAUUUUUUGCUAAUCAGUUAACUAAUGUAUGUAGGAAACAUCACAGUAGUAAUGGGGGACUUUAAUUACCCUGACAUCAACUGGAAAGCAAACUCUGCAUUAAGUGGGAGAUCACACAGGUUCCUUACAAGCCUAGCUGAUAACUUUGUCAUCCAGAAGAUACAGGAGGGAAUUAGAUGAAAAGCUGCACCUGACCUAAUUGUCUAUGGAAAUUCUCAAUCAUCCAGAAACUGAAGAAGCUUCUUGGAUGAAAACAGAAGGUUUACUUGUCUCUUGAAAAAGCACUUUUGGGACACUGGACCUAAUUGUUACUAAUAGAGAAGAAGUGAUAGAAGGCAUUACCAGAAUUUUGGGCAAGAGUGACCAAGUCAUACUGGAAUUCAAUGUAAUGCAAACACAAGCCAUACAAAAUAAUCCAACCAGAGUCUUAUACUUUAAAAGAGCUAAUUUCAACAAACUUAGAAAAAGUUUGGGGAAGAUUCCAUAGAUGAAAAUCUUAAAGGAGAAAAUAACUCAAGAAGCUUGGGAAAUUCUGAAAAAAUAUGAUUAUAAAAAAAUCCAAUCUAUCACAAUACCAUUGAAAAAGAUAAAUAAGAAUUCCAAGAAAAAAACCACAUGAUUGCAUAAAAAACUCUCUGAUAAACUGAAAGACAAAAAGGAUAAAAAUAUAAAAUGAAAAGAGGAACACAUAAUUAAGGCAGAAUACCAGCAUAUAGCCUGAAUCUGCAAAAUUGAAGUCAGAAAGCUAAGACUCAGAAUGAAUUAAGAUUUGCAACAAAUGUCAAUAAUAAUAAUAAUAAUAAUAAUAAAAGAUUCUUUCAACAUGUAAAAAACAAGGAAAAAAGUCAAAGAAACAAUGAGAGACGAUGGCAAGGAAGUGACAAGCAGCUACAAGAAAGAAAAGCUGCUUAAUUUAUUAUUUGCAUCAGUUUUACUGUAAAAAGAAAAAAAUAGCCCAAUCUACCAAAAACAGAAUCAUAAAAGACAGAUUAGAAAUACAAAUUAAAACAGACAAGAAAAUGGUAAGAGAACACCUGUCCACCUUCGACAAGUUCAGACACCACGACCAGAUGGAUCCGGGGUGAAAUCCAGCAGGUUCUGACACGUUUUGGAGAACCAGUAGCGGAAAUUUUGAGUAGUUCGGAGAACCGGCAAAUACCAACUCUGGCUAGCCCCAGAGUGGAGAGGGAAUGGGGAUUUUGCAGUAUCCUUCCCCUGGAGUGGGGUGGGAAUGGAGUAUGCAGUAUCCUUCCCCUGCCAUGCUCACCAAGCCACACUCCCCAUGCCAUGCCCACCAAGCCAGGCCCACAGAACAGGUAGUAAAAAAAAAUUGGAUUUCACCACUGGAUGGAUCACACCCAGAGUUCUAAAGGAGCUGGCAGACAUGAUCUGGGAAGAAUUGAAUCAUACCUUUCAAAGAUCCUGGAGCAACAGGGAACUACCAGAGGACUGGAAAAGAGCUGUUGUGGUUUCCAUUUUUGAAAAAGGGGGGAGCAACUACAGAUCAAUCAACCUGACAUCAAUAUCUGGGAAGCCCUGGAAAAGAUAAUCAAGCAACAGAUCUGUUAAUACCUAGAAGCAAGCAGUUAUAACUAGAAGUCAACAUGUCAAAAACAAAUCAUGCCGAACAAAUCUUAUUUCGUUCUUUGACAAAGUGACUAAAUUAGUGGACCAGUGAAAUGCUAUGGACAUAUUAUACUUGGAUUUCAGUAAGGCAUUUGACAAACCACCACUUACUUCUUAGUAAGUUAUAAAAAUGUAGGAUAGACAGCAUCACCAGCAAAUGGAUUCAUAACUGGCUGACAAACUGUGCUCAAUGAGUCGUCCUUAAUGGUAUUACAUCUACAUGGAGGGAAGUAAACAGUUGGGUUCCACAAGGUUCUGUCCUAGGCCCAGUACUUUUCCAUAUCUUCAUAAAUGACUUAGAAGGGGAACUUACCAAAUUUGCACAUGAGACUAAACUAGCAGGAAUAGCCAACACCCUAGAUAAUAGGCUCAAGAUCCAGAUGGAUCUUAACAGACUUGAACACUAGGCUCUAGCUAACGAAGUGAAAUUCAAUGUAGAAAAAAGUAGUUGUAAUGUAUUUGAAUUCUAGGAGGGAAAUUUGGGCAGGAAAAUGCACGUUGCUGAUUGGCUGAUGCCUCAGCCAAAAUACUAUUUAAAGAGGGGUUUUUGCCUGUUGGCUUUUGCUGGGAUCACAAUAAACUACAGAGCUGUUGUCACUUGUAUCGUCUCCUGCCUCGUCAUUGCCCGAACUUAACAUUGGCGACAAGGAUGGGAUUUUGAAGGCAGCGAGACUAGGAAAAGAGCUGAAGGAGCGACUUAGUUUAAAACCCAGCCAGUAGUAAGAGCGGAUACAUAGCGAUGUCUAGCUAUACGCCGCCAGCGCCAUUCGACCCAGCCAAGGAGAAAUGGGGGUCGUACAUGGCUCGUUUCGAGUGUUUCCUCGAAGCUAACGAACUGCAAGGAGUAUCGGAUAAUCGGAAGGGCGCUUACUUCCUGAGCCACUGUGGGCCAGAAGUCUUCGAUACCGCUGAAUCGCUGUCGGAACCAACGCCGGUACAGUCGGUGCCAUGGCAAACACUACAGAUGACGCUACGAGCACACUACGCGCCGGUGCCAUCAAAGUUUGUACAACGGUUCGAGUUGAGGCAAAGAGUUCAGCGAGAGGGCGAAUCGAUAAGUGUCUACAUGGCCGCAUUAAGGAAAGCCACAAACCACUGUGAGUAUAGGGACUUGGAUGACUCUCUAUUAGAACAACUCAUUUGUGGGGUCAGGGACAUCCGACUACAGAGGCGGCUGCUGUCGAAAAGCAACCUAACCCUGGCAAUAGCCCUGGAUGAGGCCAGGGCACACAAGAUGUCGACCAAAGCGGUGGAAACCUUACAAAAGCCGAACACGCUGAAUGCCGCGGCAAAAGCAACGCCAGUCCACAGCGAAGAAAUCCAGGCCGAAUCGGACGGUGAGGAAGAGGAGGAGGUUUUCCACACCGGGAGGCCGGAAAGAGGCGACCGGGACGAGUGCGUGAGUUGCGGAGUCCAACCCCAACGUUAGAAUUGCAGGUUCAAAGAGGCGAUUUGUCGGCGGUGUGAAAAAAAAGGACAUAUAGCUCAGGCCUGUCGAACCUCCCAACCUUCCCGCCAAAGAUUCAAACUGGCCAAUCAACAGGGCGCCGGUUCAGCGAAGCGGCCAGGGAUUGGCCAAUUCAAAAAAGGCGCAAAAUUGAAUCAGACCACUGUGAGAGUGGGCCACGCAUCGACACGGCUAGAAAAGAAAAUAUUCACCAAGACAUACAUCGAAGGAGUGCAGUGUAAAAUGGAGGUGGAUUAUGUCUUGGGACACAAUCGCAAAGGACCUGCCAGACGUCGCGAAACGCCAGCUGCAACCAAAAGCUGAGAGUGAAGACUAUCAGGGGAACCGAAUCCCUGUUCGAGGAGUCACGUCCGUCAGAAUGAAAUAUGGACAAUUCAAGAAAACCCUGCCGAUCACCAUCGUAGAUGGAAACCUGCCCAGUUUGCUAGGUCUGGACUGGUUCAGAGCCUUGGGCAUGGAAGUAACUGGGGUUCACAGAAGCGGAGUCAACCUGAAGGACAAAUUAUUGAGAGAAUUCGAGGAUGUUUUCCAAGACUGCCUGGGCAAUUACGUGGGCACCCCCAUCUCAUUCAAUUUGGACCCCCAGGUGGCUCCCAUUAGAUUAAAGGCUAGGAGGGGCCCGUUUGCCCUCAAAUCCAAGAUUGACAGGGAACUAGACAAAUUAGUAAGCCAGGGAAUACUAGUCCCCGUCGACCAUGCAAAAUGGGAGACACCAAUAGUGACCCCAGUCAAACCGAACGGAUCAGUCUGGAUUUGUGCUGACUAUAAGGCAACACUUAACAAAGCGUUGCAAAAGAGUGCUUACCCCGUUCCCGUAGUGCAACAUUUGUUGCACUCGUUAGGGCAGGGACAAGUCUUUGCCAAACUCGAUCUGGCUCAAGCCUACCAACAAUUACCGGUAGACAACGGAAUGGCUGAAGCGCAGACGAUUGUCAUACAUCGGGGUGCGUUUAAAUGCACUCAACUUCAGUUCGGAGUUAGUGUAGCUCCCGGGUUAUUCCAAAACCUAAUGGAGUGACUCCUACAAGGUCUACCAGGAGUAGUUCCAUAUUUUGACAAUGUACUGAUAUCAGCAGAAAACUUGGAAAAAUUAGGGGUCAAAUUGGGGAAGGUUUUGGGCAUUUUCAGGUCUGCGGGGCUUAAGGUUAAACUCAACAAAUGCCAGAUAGGAGUUGAAUCUGUAGAAUUCUUGGGUUACCGGAUAGAUACGGAAGGCAUCCACCCAACGGAGAGCAAAGUGCGAGCCAUUAGAAAGACCCCAACCCCCCAAAACAAAACAGAAUUACAAGCAUUUUUGGGGCUCGUAAAUUUCUAUGCGGUAUUUUUAAAAAAUAAGGCAACGGUAGCCGAACCGCUACAUAAACUGCUAGCGAAAAAAGCUGUUUGGACUUGGGGCAGAGUUGAGGCUAAGGCAUUUGAAGGAGUUAAGAAUCUCUUGUCCAGCGAUAGCAUUCUUAUUCAGUACAAUGGGACAUUGCCACUAGUACUAGUUUGUGAUGCAUCACCCUAUGGGGUAGGGGCUGUCCUCAGCCACAGGUUACCGAACAGGUCAGAAGCCCCUAUCGCAUAUUUUUCCCGCACGAUGUCCGCAGCGGAAAGGAACUAUAGCCAACUAGACCGGGAAGCCCUGGCUAUAGUUUCUGGGGUCAAAAAAUUCCACAAGUACCUGUUUGGGCAGCAAUUUGAAAUAGUCACAGACCACAGACCUUUAUUGGGACUAUUGGCGGGGGACCGUCCAACACCGGCUGCAUUAUCACCCAGGCUGACCCAUUGGACUAUUUUCCUGGCAGCAUAUUCAUACAAACUGUCUCACCGACCGGGCAAGUAUUUGGGACAUGCGGACGCUUUAAAGACUAUUGAAGACCUGACCCCAGGGACGCCCGUCUUGUUAAUUGACUCUUUGGACUCUGGCCCAGUCACAUCUACGGAAGUGACUAGGGCAUCUUACAAAGACAUUGUCAUAAGAACUGUGAUCGGUUGGGUGCAGAGGGAAUGGCCUACUGCACUGGGGGAUCGUUUCAAAGAAUUUACAAAAAAGCUUUUGGAACUGUCGGUACAAGGGGGUUGUCUAUUAUGGGGGGAUAGAAUUGUUAUUCCGGAGAAAUUACGAGGGCAUGUGUUGGAACUAUUGCAUGUGGGCCACCCGGGGAUUGUAAGGAUGAAAAGCCUAGCGAGAAGUUACGUGUGGUGCCCACAAAUGGAUAAAGACAUUAGCGACCAGGUAGGGAAAUGCCAAGCAUGUCAAGAAUCAAGGCCACUACCCCCAACAGCCCCCAUAAGGGAUUGGGAGAAACCCCAGGGUCCUUGGUCCAGGAUCCAUAUAGAUUUUGCUGGGCCGUUCCAUGGGCAGACCUUCUUAAUUGUGGUAGAUGCCUACUCGAAGUGGUUAGAAAUUUUACUUAUGAAAACCACAACAGUGGAAGAUGUAAUCACAGUAUUGAGACAUCUAUUUGUGACACACGGGUUGCCCGACACUCUAGUAUCCGAUAAUGGCCCACAAUUUAAGGCCACCCAGUUUGAGGGGUACUUGGCAGAAGAGGGCAUCCGACAUGUCCUCUUGGCGCCUUUCCACCCGGCGACGAACGGACUUGCAGAACGUUUCGUACGCAGUGCCAAGGAAGCGCUAUCUAGAAUUAGCCCAGGAGAUUGGCAAUCCAAAAUUGCUAUUUUCCUGGCAGUCCAACAUAGAACUCCCUGUGUGACCACCGGCCGCAGCCCAUCGGAGUUAUUAAUGGGUAGAAGACUCCGGUGCCCCCUAGAUCGGUUAAACCCAACAUACUCCCCUGAUGGGUACCAAGGCACAAAGGAAAAAACCAGAACAAUGACAACAGAUGACCCGGUAUGGGCACAUAACUAUAGUGAGGGCCCAGCGUGGCUAAAGGGAACAACUGCAGGAGUGACGGGCCCAAAGUCAUACAUAGUGGACAUGGAGGAUGGCUGAGUGUGGAGACGCCACAUAGAUCAAUUAUGAAAAAGAAUACAAAACAAUCCAGAAACCAAACAGCCAGACCCUGACUACCCAAUAUUUGAACCAACAGCUAACUCAACCCCGAGGCGAUCGGAGGACUUAGCUGAGUCUGAAGAAGUCCAGCGACGCCAACCGGCUCCUCCAGAGGACAGCAGGGACAACUCUGCCAAUAAUCCAGGGCCAGAUGGCCCAGAGGAGGAGCUGGGAGGAACAAACAGUCCCUCCGACCAGCUCGACUCACUCCCAGGGAAUGAAUUGCGCAGGUCAGAAAGAGUUAGGAGACGCCCUGUCUACCUGCGUGACUAUGUGGAAAAAUAACAUGCAAAUGUUAUGCAAAAAACUAUGUAAAUAUGGUACAAUGUGUUCUGGGAGGGGAGAAGUGUAAUGUAUUUGAAUUCUAGGAGGGAAAUUUGGGCGCAAAAAUGCACGUUGCUGAUUGGCUGAUGCCUCAGCCAAAAUACUAUUUAAAGAGGAGUUUUUGCCUGUUGGCUUUUGCUGGGAUCACAAUAAACUACAGAGCUGUUGUCACUUGUAUAGUCUCCUGCCUCGUCAUUGCCCGAACUUAACAGUAAUCUUACACUUAGGCAAAAAAACCUAACAGUACACCUAUAGACUGGGUGAAACCAGGCUUAACAGAUAACUGUGAGAUGGAUCUUGGAGUUUCCAUGGACAACCAAUUAAAUAUGAGCCAACAGUGUGUGGCGGAAGCCAAAAGAGCCAAUGCAAUCCUAAAUUGCAUUAACAGAGGAUACAGUCAAGAUCUAAUGCCACUUUAUAAAGCCUUUCCAGUGGUGGGAUUCAACUGGUUUGCACUGGUUUGGUGACUGGCUGGCCCUGCCCCUCUGCCUUCCCCUCCCAGUCACUCCUCACCUGGCCUGAGAAGGUAAGGGUGAUGGCGGGGAAGAGAAACUCGCUCCAUGUGGGGCUGGUACAAGAAGUAAUACAAGGAGUAGCAUAGCACUCGCCAGCCAGAAAGAGGUAAUUGUACUGUUGCGGCAAGAUGGGGUGGCGCAGGCUGGCUGAAGCGGUGGUGGUGAUGGCCAGAGCCUUAGUGCAGAAGUGAAGCACUGCUGUACUUGCCUUUGCACAGCAACAGCAUUCCAUCUUUGUUGCAGUACA